GGGGUGCUUCCUGCGCACGGUCACCUGCUGGCCCGGGACACAGAGCCGCGAGCUCGUGGCUAACGGCCCUCCGCAGGGGACUCCGGGGAUAGCGGUUGGGCGGGGUCGGGCCCGCGCCCCGGAGGUCCGAGCCGCUACCGUUACCGCUCGCCUCCGCGGUCAGAGCGGACCGCAGCCUCCUCGCCCAGCGGGUGGUGAGAUUUCCCGGCCUUUGGGGCAGGCUCCGCUGCCGUUACCUGGGCUUCCGAGCACCUAGGCAGGUAGACGGCCUCCGGGAGAGGCGGAGUGUCGUUCGUGCGCUGGCCCCGCUCGGAUGGGUCCAGGGGAGAGUUCCAGGGAAUAUGCUCGGCGUGGAUCACAGUGAUGAGAGGGGGUCCAGAAAGUGCCUAAACAUAAAGAAGCUCAUGAGAAGUUUACCUGAAACUUAAUCUUCCCCUGCACAAGUGAGAGGAGUCAGUGCCUCACAGUUCUGUUUGCUCUAAGUUCUCAGAACUUAGCACGCCUUUGUAGCAGGACAAUGCACACUCAUUGCAAAGCCAAGAAACACCACUAGGAGGCUGCUGCUUUAGAUCGGUGGUGUCCUCGGAUCUUGGCAUAAGCACAAGGAACCAAGAGUUGACUUCACGAGGUCAGAAAGCUGUGCCAGGCAGCACCCAGACCUGGGCCUAGGAUCGGGAGACGGGAGCGGAGGUCAGGGAAGCAAUCCUGAGUCAUGACUCAGCAACCACUUCGAGGGGUGACCAGCCUGCGUUUCAACCAAGACCAAAGCUGCUUUAGCUGUGCCAUGGAGACGGGCGUCCGCAUCUACAACAUGGAGCCGUUGAUGGAGAAGGGACACCUGGACCACGAGCAGGUGGGCAGCGUGGGCCUGGUGGAGAUGCUGAACCGCUCCAACCUGCUGGCCCUGGUGGGCGGCGGUGACAGUCCCAAGUUCUCCGAGAGGUCAGUGCUGGUCUGGGAUGAUGCCCGGGAGGGCAAGGACUCCAAGGAUAAGCUGGUGCUGGAGUUCGCCUUCCCCAAGGCAGUGCUGGCUGUGCGCAUGCGACACGACAAAAUUGUGGUUGUGCUGAGGAACCGCAUCUAUGUGUACUCCUUCCCUGGCAGUCCCCGGAAGCUGUUUGAGUUCGACACCCGGGACAACCCGAAGGGGCUCUGCGACCUCUGCCCCAGCCUGGAGAGACAGCUGCUGGUGUUCCCAGGACACAAGCGCGGGAGUCUGCAGCUCGUGGACCUGGCGAGCGCAAAGCCAGGCACUUCGUCCGCGCCAUUUACCAUCAACGCCCAUCAGAGCGACGUGGCCUGUGUGUCCCUGAACCCGCCGGGCACCGUGGCGGCCUCGGCCUCCCAGAAGGGCACCCUCAUCCGCCUUACUGACACGCAGUCCAAGGAGAAGCUGGUGGAGCUGCGCCGAGGCACCGGCCCUGCCACCCUCUACUGCAUCAGCUUCAGCCACGACUCCUCCUUCCUGUGCGCCUCCAGUGACAAGGGCACGGUCCACAUCUUUGCCCUCAAGGAUCCCCGCCUCAACCGCCGCUCGGCGCUUGCUCGGGUGGGCAGAGUCGGGCCUAUGAUUGGACAGUACGUGGACUCUCAGUGGAGCCUGGCGAGUUUCACAGUGCCCGCUGAGUCAGCCUGCAUCUGCGCCUUCGGUCGCAACACUUCUAAGAAUGUCAACUCUGUCAUUGCCAUCUGUGUAGACGGGACCUUUCACAAAUACGUCUUCACUCCUGAUGGGAACUGCAACAGAGAGGCUUUCGACGUGUACCUUGACAUCUGUGAUGAUGAUGACUUUUAAGGACCCUGUGGGUUGUGCUGUGGGACCUGCAGUGGCAAAGCACAAAGCAUUUAUGGGAGUGGGCGUGCUGAAAGCCACCAGCCAGCAGGCACUCAUGGGGCAGGUGCACACUUUCCCCACCUCAGAGCAAUGCCCAAACGGCUCAUUUCUCCCAAGCACUGCUUGACUGUGUCCUUGAGGGCUGUGUGCCCACAGGGCUGGGCCAGAGACCCAGAGGGGCAGCAGAUGCCCUGGGGCUCCCAGCCUGGAGAAGAGGACUAGGUCCCCAGAGGAAGUGUCCUGAUCCAACCUGUGGGGAUAAAAAUUUUUCCCAGAAAGCCAAUCAAUGAUAUGAUGAAUUUGAAUAAAAAUUAAUAG
This is a messenger RNA of Pipistrellus kuhlii (Kuhl's pipistrelle), 2152 nucleotides long. Its product is annotated as WD repeat domain phosphoinositide-interacting protein 4-like. The coding region runs from base 713 to 1795 and encodes 360 amino acids. Gene Ontology annotation, biological process: nucleophagy; protein localization to phagophore assembly site; autophagy of mitochondrion. The transcript has 2 exons. Lineage: Eukaryota; Metazoa; Chordata; Mammalia; Chiroptera; Vespertilionidae. Gene Ontology annotation, molecular function: phosphatidylinositol-3,5-bisphosphate binding; phosphatidylinositol-3-phosphate binding; protein binding. Gene Ontology annotation, cellular component: extrinsic component of membrane; phagophore assembly site membrane; cytosol. The record is from RefSeq and is a predicted model, not a curated record.